AUGUGGACUGGCUCUAGCUUUGAAUGGGCAAGUAUACAAAGGCGUCGAAAUAAUGAGCAAGAAAGAAAAGAGAGGAUUUUUAAUGAUAAAGUGAGAACCAUCGGUGUUGACAAGGUAGGCCUUGACAAGCAGGUUGAUGACCACAAGAAGAAGAAGGAUGCAGAAGAACUGGAGCAGAGCUCUUUUGAGGCCCAAUUUCUACAUAAUAGCAAGCAAGCGUACCUUCUCCAUGUCAAAGAAACAAAGGAGAAACGUGCACAGGAGAAGACCAAUUUUCAGGAACAAUAUCAGCAUGUAAUCCAGGAGAGGUUGAACCGGGAUGACUCUGAAAAACCACUUGAACACAUGAUGCCCCCUGGAAUGGCAGGUGAGGACCCGGGAAGUGAAAGCCGAAUACAGAGGCAAAAAGAACAACUAAGGGAGUGGCUUCUCCAGCAACAGACAGAGCAAGCCGAGGAGAAAGAAAGACAGAGGAUGGAUAAAUUGAAUUACGACAAAUUCAGAGUUCAUAUUGACAAAGUAGCAAUGCAACUGGAAAACAUUGAGAUGGAGAAAAGGAAACAAAAUGCUGUGGAGAUGAACGAAUUCAAUCAGGCCAUGGCCAUAGAGAAGGAACGUCAUGAACGGGAACUGAAGGAUGACCCCAGAGAGAUAAAGCCGAGUCAGGUAGGGGUACCUGGAAUUUUUCACAGCUAUGAUAGAAGGCCACGUCCCGAGAGCUAUCAACAAAUGCAAAAAUUCUGGAAUCUUCAAGUAGAAGAGAAAAUGAUGACAAAGUUAGAGGGGAUCAAAGAAAAGAAACAAUAUGCUCGUUGGUGCUCCAACGCGGCCCGCGCGGCAAUGAUUAUACAGAGACAGCAGGAACGACAGAAGAAGGAGCUGCGGCAAGAGCUGGACUACGACAACAGCACUACAGCCGAAUAUGACAGACGCAACAGACCGGACAUUAAAAGAGGACGCAUUGAUGAAAGCUUCUUUGCCAAAUUCAAUACCUGCAGUCGUUGA
This is a messenger RNA of Nerophis lumbriciformis (worm pipefish), 1005 nucleotides long. Lineage: Eukaryota; Metazoa; Chordata; Actinopteri; Syngnathiformes; Syngnathidae. The record is from RefSeq and is a predicted model, not a curated record.